AUGCGCAAGAGCUAUAGCGAGGGCGGCGUUCCUAUCGGCGCGGCCAUCGUGAGCAGCGCGUGCAUCGGCCAGGGACAUAAUCAGCGCGUUCAGGAGGCGUCGCCGAUCUUGCAUGGCGAGACGGCCGCGUUGAAGGAUGCGGGGAGGCUGAAGGCGGAGGUGUAUAGGAAGUCUACGAUGGUCCCGUGCAGCAUGUGCUCCGGCGCCAUCCUGCUCUACAAGAUCCCGCGGCUUGUGAUCGGGGAAAAUGUCAACUUCAUGGGAGACGAGGACCUCCUGCGGAGCCGCGGCGUGGAAGUGGUCGUCGUGGAUGAUGCGGAGUGCAAGGAGCUCAUGCGUCGGUUUAUCGCGGAGAAGCCAGAGGAAUGGUACGAGGACAUUGGCGAGAUUCCGCCAUGAGACGGCAAUAAGAUGGAAUAUUUAGGCGUUUGCAGGGACGGGAGAUGGAGAUUGUAGACGACGAGUGUUUGAAGGAUGCGUGUAUCUCUUUCGUCGUGCGUCCUUACUACAAUUCCUUCGCAGCUCCUCUGUCCGUAGGCGAAACUGUACCAGCCAUGCUAAACAGGCAGUGCAAUCAAGCAAUAGGAAAGUCAG
Messenger RNA from Laetiporus sulphureus 93-53, 594 nucleotides. RefSeq names its product cytosine deaminase. Gene Ontology annotation, molecular function: diaminohydroxyphosphoribosylaminopyrimidine deaminase activity; zinc ion binding. The transcript is spliced from 4 exons. The coding region runs from base 1 to 399 and encodes 132 amino acids. The record is from RefSeq and is a predicted model, not a curated record. NCBI's taxonomy places the organism in Eukaryota, Fungi, Basidiomycota, Agaricomycetes, Polyporales, Laetiporaceae.